GUGACGGUGACGUCGUUGAUAUUUUGGUGCGACACCAGGAAGUACUGGAGCAGACCGAAACAAGAAACGACGGAAGUGUCACUCGGAAAUUCGUCGCUUUUGACUCGAUUUUCUUGGACUUCACUACGACAUUUUACCCUGUGACGGUCGUUUUAUCGAGGAGUCCGCCGAAAUGCCAGCCAUGGAUAAACACCUCUUCAAUCUGAAGUUUGCUGCCAAGCAACUUCAAUCAAAUGCCAAGAAAUGUGACAAGGAAGAAAAGGCAGAGAAGGCUAAAGUCAAGAAGGCCAUCCAGAAGGGGAACGUGGAAGUAGCCAGGAUCCAUGCUGAGAACGCCAUCCGACAGAAGAACCAGUCGGUGAACUUCCUCAGGAUGAGCGCCAGGGUAGAUGCUGUAGCAGCGAGAGUCCAAACGGCUGUCACCAUGAACCAGGUCACAAAAUCUAUGUCUGGAGUAGUGAGAGGCAUGGACAGCGUCCUGAAGUCUAUGAACCUUGAAAAGAUCUCAGCUCUCAUGGACAAGUUUGAACAUCAAUUUGAAACCAUGGACGUUCAGACGGCCCAGAUGGAGGAUACCAUGAGCAGCACAACCACACUGACGACACCGCAGAAUCAAGUGGAGUCAUUGCUGCAUGAAAUGGCGGAUGAAGCUGGGUUGGAAAUCAACUUGGAGCUUCCCCAGGGACAUAGCGGAAGUGUCGGCACGAGUGUGGCAUCGAACGAGCAGGAGGAGCUUUCCCAGAGGCUCGCCAAACUCCGAGAUCAAUUGUAGACGACUGCAGAGCAUUAAAGUCACCGUACACUACCUGAACAUGACUUCCAAAUACUAUUACAUGUUGCUUCUCCCGAUAACUUGUGUCUCUUUGGACAAGCUACCACAUCACUGUUUCUAUUUUUGUCCAAUAAUAAUGCAUUUUGAGUACGGAAGCCCUUUAUACAUGUUUUUCUUUCUCAUGAAUGUGGGUUUGGAUUGUGUGUUUUCCCUCACGAUGCAUAUCCAAAAGGACUUUACUGCUCACAAGAGUCCUGAAACCAUCACAUGUUGUCAAAUAUUCAACAUAAACAUAGCUUUGGAAUUACUUUGGAUUUCAUUACUGCAACAUACUGGAUAUGCAUUCUUAUUGAAAGACCCCAAAGGGCAAAAUUGAAGCCUGUUUUUUCCCUCCCAUUUUGAAGAUGCUGUCACAUGUUGGGUCUCUUUGCUUAUCACUGGUGGCUGGUGCAGAUUACUUCAGCAAACAAUAAAUGCUUUUAAUACUUC
Synchiropus splendidus (mandarinfish) is the source of this 1261-nucleotide messenger RNA. RefSeq names its product charged multivesicular body protein 1B (gene chmp1b). Bases 173 to 772 code for a protein of 199 amino acids. Lineage: Eukaryota; Metazoa; Chordata; Actinopteri; Syngnathiformes; Callionymidae. The record is from RefSeq and is a predicted model, not a curated record. Gene Ontology annotation, biological process: late endosome to vacuole transport; endosome transport via multivesicular body sorting pathway; protein transport. Gene Ontology annotation, cellular component: ESCRT III complex; multivesicular body. The transcript has 8 exons.